GUAAACAGCUGCGCUGCUGUCGUGCAUUUAAACGAAAUUUGGUUGUUGUUUUUUUUAAUGAGAUGAUGAUAUGUCGACUCUGCCUGGAGGAUACCGAGCACAGUGUGCCCAUCUUCGAUCAGGAUGGAGAAGCAGUGCAUCAAACGAUGCAGCAGCUGGCGGAACUGAUAGAGAAGCAUCUUCAGUUGGUGCUGGCGGCCAAUGAUGCGGUAUCCACUUGCCUGUGCGGCACAUGCUGGCAGCAGCUGUCCAGCUUCGAGCAGUUUUGCUGCAUGGUAGCGGACAAGCAACGCGCAUUGCAGCUUAAGAUCGAGGUCUCAGAUCCAGAGCCGGAACCAGGCCUUAUCGUGUGGAAUACAGAAUCGCCUAUCGAGUCGAAGAUCGAUUUCGAUGGCGGUGAUAUUAAGGACCACAUUUUGUGUGAGCCCGUCAUCGACGCAUUGGCCGCCAGAGACGAUAAGGAUAAUGAUAGUGAUGAUGGCGACCGAUUCGAGACGGACUUCGAGCCCAACGCCAUCGAGCCAGAUCCUGUGAAACCUAAAAAUCCAGGUAGGGGCAGGCCCCGUAAAACCCUCCAAAAGAAUUCCCAGCUUAUCAAAAAGAAAUACGAGAAGCACAAACAGACGAAGGCGGAGCUCACUGGACUCACACUCCGCGAAUCUCGAGCACGUGCCCGCGAUCUUAGACGUAAACCUGAGGCUGUAUCAUCAGGCAACGACUCGACACCUCCGGACCCGGAGUACACUCUCAGCGUGCCGACCCGUGCCAGUGGAAAUCGUGGCCGUCCCAAGACUAUAACUAAGUGCAAGAGAAAGCAUCCAACUGUUGAGGUACAAGCUGAAACUGAACCUUCUGUAAAGCGUAACAGCAUAAAGGAGAUGGACGACUUUAUAGCGGCCAAUGUGAAGCUCGAUUGUUGCCUGUGCGCGGCUCCCCUUGCGGACUUCAACGAUCUGAAGCGACACUUUCGAGUGGAGCACAAUAUCCUGGGAUACGUAAAGUGCUGCAACAAUCGGUAUAAGAAGCGCACUCUGUACGUGGACCACCUACACUGCCACAAGGACCCGCAGUACUUCAGUUGUCAGCCCUGCCGCAAGAACUUCCUGAAUCGCAACAGCCAGGUCAUGCACAUGCUGCGCUUCCACUCCGAACAGCAGGAGCUGGUGCAUGAAUGCUCCAUCUGCGAGGCACGAUUUGCCAAGAAAUUCCUUCUGACUAUGCAUCUGAAAGGUCACAAGGGCACCGAGCGUCCCGAGGUCUGCGACACCUGUGGCAAGACAUUCCGCACCAAAUUUGAGCUGAGCGCCCACGUUAAGCGAAUGCACGCGGCGGACUUCACCCCGAUCAUCUGUGACAUCUGUGGCACGCAUUUCCGUUCAAAGGCCAACUUUCUCAUCCACAAGAAGGCACUCCAUCCGGAUGGGCCCGUGGCGGAGGUGCAGUGUACUCUGUGCGGCCGCUGGCUACGGGACGAGCGGAGUCUCCGCAAGCAUCUGGCACGACACGAUGAUCGCGACAAUCAGAAAAAGUAUCGCUGUUCCCUCUGCAACGCGGAGAAGUCCUCUCGUGCCGCACUCAGCAGCCACAUGAGGUAUCAUCACUCCGCCAAGCGGCACAAGUGCAGCCUCUGCGACAAGGAGUUCAAACUGCCGCGCGCCCUCGUUGAACACAUGGCCACGCACACCGGAAUCGAUCUGUACUCGUGUCAGUUCUGCACUCGCACAUUCAAGUCGCACGCCAACAUGCACAACCACAAGAAGAAGAUGCAUCCAAAUGAGUGGGUGCGCAAGUAUUCCCAGCCCACAACAAUUUCCGCCUUGGGUUCCUCCUCAGGCCAUCUCUCCAGUACAGAGGCGGAGGCGGGGUCAGAGACAGUGGCCGUUGCUGGGGUGAAUCUUCCGGCACCGGCCGCCAACUUAAUGGAUGACCCAUCCGUUGGAGAGACCUUUGAGCUGCUCAGCAACAGCUCCGCAUGCCCCACGCUCGACUGAAACCAUU
Messenger RNA from Drosophila persimilis, 1998 nucleotides. RefSeq names its product transcription factor grauzone. The record is from RefSeq and is a predicted model, not a curated record. Gene Ontology annotation, cellular component: nucleus. Gene Ontology annotation, molecular function: RNA polymerase II transcription regulatory region sequence-specific DNA binding; DNA-binding transcription factor activity, RNA polymerase II-specific; zinc ion binding. Gene Ontology annotation, biological process: regulation of transcription by RNA polymerase II. The transcript has 4 exons. Bases 63 to 1991 code for a protein of 642 amino acids. Lineage: Eukaryota; Metazoa; Arthropoda; Insecta; Diptera; Drosophilidae.